UAUUUCAGGUUAGCGAGAGGUAUGACCAUUUCAACUGGGGUGAGAACGUGAAAGGGCGCAUCACAAUGGCUCCUCCAACUCGAUGAUUGAACACUGACAUACAAGUGAGGGUUUCGUCCUUGCUCCUCUUUAUUGGCAAUGGCGGCCUGAUUCAAGCAGAAUUUGUUUAGUUCCCAAAUUUGGAUUCCAGAUCAUUCAGGUCAUAAUUUCGAUAUUCCCAACUGCUCUCAGUGGAAGCGAACCGGAUAGGAGAGGCACCGAUCCCAUUGUAAAAGCCGUAAUCGGAGCAGAGGAGCCAUGAACGGAAACGGCAACGGGAACGGCAGGAGGCGGAGAAGAGAAGUGGAAGAAAUGGACAAGGGUUUGAUUUGGAAACUUCCGCAGCUGAAGUUGAAGGAAGUGGGUAAGGUUGGUCCUGCUUUCGGACUCGGCGCUGGUUGCGGUCUCGGCUUUGGUAUCGGCCUCGUUGGAGGUGCUGGCUUUGGUCCUGGAAUUCCUGGCUUGCAAGUCGGCUUUGGUUUUGGUGCUGGAUGUGGGGUUGGUUUAGGAUUUGGCUAUGGUGUCGGUAGGGGCAUUGCUCAUGAUGAGUACCGUACAUAUUCUAAUGUUAAAAGCCUAUUUGGCAACCAGCAUCGUCCUAUGCAGGAUGAAAUCAGUGGCCUAAUCGAUGAGCUCGUGAUUAAUACCAAGAAGGUAGCUGUAGCAGCUUCUAGAGAAAUUGAGAAGUGGAGAAGAUGAAUGAACUUGAAGGAUAUGUCAUUUGUGAAUGUUUAAAAGGCAAGUAUUUCUUAUUUUGCAGUAUAGUGUUUGCAUGAAAAUACCUGUAGGGAUGUAUGUUACUUAUUAUAAGUUUAAUAUAUGUUCAUGUUUAUAUUUA
Gossypium arboreum is the source of this 877-nucleotide messenger RNA. RefSeq lists its product as uncharacterized. NCBI's taxonomy places the organism in Eukaryota, Viridiplantae, Streptophyta, Magnoliopsida, Malvales, Malvaceae. The coding region runs from base 298 to 738 and encodes 146 amino acids. The transcript is spliced from 4 exons. The record is from RefSeq and is a predicted model, not a curated record.